UGCUCCCGAGGCAGGGAAAUCACAAUUUGGCGCAGGCGCACUGGCGAGGCCGUCUGGCGGCGUUUGGGCCUUGGCGGGAGGGGGCGGUAGAGGUUGGAGCAAGCGAGCCUUCAGUGACGGCAAGAUCUAGGGUACUUCCGAAGCAGGGUUGCUUAUUGGCUUGGGGAAUCCUUCCUGCUUAAGGCCAUACUUCAGUGACCCGGAAGUGCUUCUGCCGUGACCUCCUCUCGUGGGAGGCUACCUCCCAGCUCGGCUAUGCUUCUUUUCCCCAUCUCCGGCCACGUCUGCAACCUCUGCAUCUUCUUAUUCAUCUUCUUCUCCUCCGUACACAUUUUAGUUCUGGAACCAGAAACCAUGACUGAAGCUAAGCUGUCAUUGUCCCUGGGCGGGUUGUGUCAACCACGUACUCCCCGUGCUCUACCCUUGUGUCAGUCUAGACCAAAAUGCGUCUCCUGCCUACACUCAUCUGCAAGUUGUUUUCCCCAGUUUUUGUACCCGUAGACUUAGCACGGUGGAACAUACCUUAGGUGCCCUCAAAACUCCCUCCUCAAGCAUCAUGCCUCUAACCAGCGUCAGCCGAAAGGCUGAAAAGUCCUUGGCUGUGUUCUGGGGCUGUGAGUUGAACUGGGAUAAUCGCUCAUAUACUUUUGAUCCCUUGGAAGAUGAGAACUGUGACCGUAAGUUAAUGCUGAACCUGAUCUGCCUAGGGGAGACGAAAAAUGAUGAGGUGAACAUAGUGGAGAUCAUACCACCCCCUAAUGAGGAUGGCAAGGAGAGACGACCAUUUCCCUUUGCCACACUGAAGCCCUCAGUCUUGCCCAUGGUCAACAUUUCAGGAAUGGAGCUCAAUCCACCCAUCACUUUCUACCUUAGGCGUGGCCCAGGGCCUGUCUACAUCAGUGGCCGUGAUCUUACUGUGCGUUUAGACCCAUCCUGGGAGGAAGAAGGGAAUAAGGAGGAUGAAAAGGAGAUGGAGGAGGCUGAGGAGGAAGAAGGAGAUGAUGAUGAUGACAAUGACGAUGACAAUGAUGAUGACGACGAUGACGACAGUGAUGAUGAUAAUGAGGAUGAGGAUGACGAGGAUGACGAUGAAGAUUCUAAUGAGAUAUCCUUGGAAGAGACUUCUCCACCUAAGCCAGCCAAGCGACGGGCCUCCAAAAGUCAGACUGGUGUCGCAAAGAGUCCCAUUGCUGAGGAGCCUUGAAAUGAAGGCCAAAGGCAAGAAGGCAAAGACAAUACUCAGGAAAUAAGGGCAACGUGCAAGAGAGGUAGUGAAGGGUCAAGAAAGAGCAAAACAGGAACUGGGAAGAAAAAAAAAAUAAAAAUAAAUUUUUUUUCUGGAACUCUGGCUUCUCGGGCUAUUUUCCCCUCUCCAGACCAUCACUCCACCUGGCUGGCCACAGCCUUUUCCGUCAUGCUUACAACUACAUGCAGUUGA
This is a messenger RNA of Phascolarctos cinereus (koala), 1438 nucleotides long. The record is from RefSeq and is a predicted model, not a curated record. Lineage: Eukaryota; Metazoa; Chordata; Mammalia; Diprotodontia; Phascolarctidae.